AUGUCAACAACCAUUGAUGUCCCAGAAUCAAGCAAUAGUGCUAAAGGAAGAGCAGCUAUAGUUGCAGCUCCAAAGCCAGGAGGAUGGAAGAAAGGGAUAGCCAUAAUGGACUUUAUUUUAAGGUUAGGUGCUAUAGCAUCAGCUAUUGGUGCUGCUGCCACCAUGGCAACAAGUGAUGAGACUCUACCUUUCUUCACUCAGUUCUUUCAGUUUCAGGCCAGAUAUGAUAGUUUUCCUACUUUUCAGUUUUUUGUCAUUACCAUGGCAUUAGUUGGUGCCUACCUAGUCCUAUCUCUACCUUUCUCUAUUGUCACUAUAAUACGUCCCCAUGCAGUAGGACCAAGACUUUUCCUCAUUAUCCUUGACACUGUGUUCCUGGCCCUAGCGACUUCUAGUGCUGCAGCAGCUUCUGCCAUAGUUUACUUGGCACACAAUGGCAAUCAAGACUCGAAUUGGCUUGCCAUAUGCAACCAAUUUGGUGAUUUUUGCCAAGCUACCAGUGGAGCUGUGGUGGCAUCCUUCGUUGCCGUAGUUGUCUUCGUUUUGCUGAUAGUGAUGUCUGCUGUGGCUCUACCUAAUCACUAG
Molecule: messenger RNA, 585 nt
Organism: Gastrolobium bilobum
Lineage: Eukaryota; Viridiplantae; Streptophyta; Magnoliopsida; Fabales; Fabaceae
Product: casparian strip membrane protein 4-like
Exons: 3
Coding region: 1-585 (194 amino acids)
Source: RefSeq, a predicted model, not a curated record